AGGGGCCGGAGGCGGGUCCUGGGCACCAGCGGUUCCGACCCCCCCCCCCCGCCCUCCGCGCCGCACCCGAGUGGCCCCCAGCCGAGCGGGCCCCCACCUCCCGGCCCGGCCUGGGCCCUCCUGCGCCUCCCUUGGCCUUUGUCCGGCGCCAGGAGGCCGGUCCCGCGCCCCCCGCGGCCGCCCCGGCCCGGGCCCGCGUCAGGCGCCUGGCUCUGUACGCGAGCCCGGGGAUCUGCGGCCUCCGCGGCCCCCCUCCCCCGCCCGCCCUCUCGUGGAGCCCGGCGCCGGCGGCAGCUGCCCGGGCGGGGGGUUGCGGCGCUCAGGAGAGGCCCCGGCUCCGCCCCGGGCCUGCCCAGGGGGAGAGCGGAGCGGUCCGCGACCGGGUCGGGUCGGGGCCCCUCCCGGGAGGAGCGUGGAGCGGCGGCGGCGGCGGCAGGUAGUCCUCGCUCAACUUUUACUGAGAUUAUAUGAAGGGUUGGAGGUUUUUGCUGUUAAAAUCAGACCAGAACUAGACAAGGUAGAAAUGAUGGAAGAAUUGCAUAGCCUGGACCCUCGACGGCAGGAAUUAUUAGAGGCCAGGUUUACAGGAGUUGGUGUUAGUAAGGGGCCACUCAAUAGUGAGUCUUCCAACCAGAGCUUGUGCAGCGUGGGGUCCUUGAGUGAUAAAGAAGUAGAGACUCCUGAGAAAAAACAGAAUGACCAGCGAAACCGGAAAAGAAAAGCUGAACCAUAUGAAACUAGCCAAGGGAAAGGCACUCCUAGGGGACAUAAAAUUAGUGAUUACUUUGAGUUUGCUGGGGGAAGCGGGCCAGGAACCAGCCCUGGCAGAAGUGUUCCACCAGUUGCACGAUCCUCACCGCAACAUUCCUUAUCCAAUCCCUUACCGCGGCGAGUAGAACAGCCCCUGUACGGCUUAGAUGGAGCUGCAAAGGAGGUGCCAGAGGAGCAGUCGGCACUGCCCACCCUCAUGUCAGUGAUGCUAGCAAAACCUCGGCUUGACACCGAGCAGUUGGCACAGAGGGGCGCCGGCCUCUGCUUCACGUUCGUUUCAGCUCAGCAAAACAGUCCCUCCUCUACGGGAUCUGGCAACACAGAGCAUUCCGGCAGCUCCCAAAAACAGAUCUCCAUCCAGCACAGACAGACCCAGUCUGACCUCACAAUAGAAAAAAUAUCUGCACUAGAAAACAGUAAGAAUUCUGACUUAGAAAAGAAGGAAGGAAGAAUAGAUGAUUUGUUAAGAGCCAACUGUGAUUUGAGGCGGCAGAUUGAUGAGCAGCAAAAGAUGCUAGAAAAGUACAAAGAACGAUUAAAUCGAUGUGUGACAAUGAGCAAGAAACUCCUUAUAGAAAAGUCAAAACAAGAGAAGAUGGCGUGUAGAGAUAAGAGCAUGCAAGACCGCUUGAGAUUGGGCCACUUUACCACCGUUCGACAUGGGGCUUCUUUUACUGAACAAUGGACAGAUGGUUAUGCUUUCCAGAACCUUAUCAAGCAGCAGGAAAGGAUAAAUUCACAGAGGGAAGAGAUAGAAAGACAACGGAAAAUGUUAGCGAAGCGGAAACCUCCUGCCAUGGGACAAGCCCCUCCAGCAACCAAUGAGCAGAAACAGAGGAAAAGCAAGACCAACGGAGCUGAAAAUGAAACGUUAACAUUAGCAGAAUACCAUGAACAAGAAGAAAUUUUCAAACUUAGAUUAGGUCAUCUUAAAAAGGAAGAAGCAGAGAUCCAGGCAGAGCUGGAAAGGCUAGAAAGGGUUAGAAAUCUACAUAUCAGGGAACUAAAAAGGAUACAUAAUGAAGAUAAUUCACAAUUUAAAGAUCAUCCAACGCUAAAUGACAGAUAUCUGUUGUUACAUCUUUUGGGUAGAGGAGGUUUCAGUGAAGUUUACAAGGCAUUUGAUCUAACAGAACAAAGAUAUGUAGCUGUGAAAAUUCACCAGUUAAAUAAAAACUGGAGAGAUGAGAAAAAGGAGAAUUACCACAAGCAUGCAUGUAGGGAAUACCGGAUUCACAAAGAACUGGAUCAUCCCAGGAUAGUUAAGCUGUAUGAUUACUUUUCACUGGACACUGACUCGUUUUGUACAGUAUUAGAAUACUGUGAGGGAAAUGAUCUGGACUUCUACCUGAAACAGCACAAAUUAAUGUCGGAGAAAGAGGCCCGAUCCAUUAUCAUGCAGAUUGUGAAUGCUUUAAAGUACUUAAAUGAAAUAAAACCUCCCAUCAUACACUAUGACCUCAAACCAGGUAAUAUUCUUUUAGUAAAUGGUACAGCAUGUGGAGAGAUAAAAAUCACAGAUUUUGGUCUUUCCAAGAUCAUGGAUGAUGAUAGCUACAAUUCAGUGGAUGGCAUGGAGCUAACAUCACAAGGUGCUGGUACUUAUUGGUAUUUACCACCAGAGUGUUUUGUGGUUGGGAAAGAGCCACCAAAGAUCUCAAAUAAAGUUGAUGUCUGGUCAGUGGGUGUGAUCUUCUACCAGUGUCUUUAUGGAAGGAAGCCUUUUGGCCACAACCAGUCCCAGCAAGACAUUCUACAAGAAAAUACUAUUCUUAAAGCUACUGAAGUGCAGUUCCCGCCAAAGCCAGUAGUAACACCAGAAGCAAAGGCGUUUAUUCGACGAUGCUUAGCCUACCGAAAGGAGGACCGCAUCGAUGUCCAGCAGCUGGCCUGUGACCCCUACUUGCUGCCUCACAUCCGAAAGUCGGUCUCCACGAGUAGCCCUGCAGGAGCUGCUAUUGCAUCGACCUCGGGGGCGUCCAAUAACAGUUCUUCGAAUUGAGACCCACUCCUAGGCCGCGAACUGUUCAGCACACACAAAGUGGACAAAUGGCAUUCAGCAGCGGGUUUGGGACAUAGCGAAUCCGAAUGGAUCUCAUGAAACCUGUACCAGGUGCUUUUAUUUUCUUGCUUUUUUCCCAUCCAUAGAGCAUGACAGCAUCGAUUCUCAUUGAGGAGAAACCUUGGGCAGCUCUGGCCAGGCCUCGUAGGAAAAGGCCCCGCCCGAGGUUCCGGCGUCAACGGCCACUGCGUGUGGCUGCUCUGAGUGAGGAAAAAAUUAAAAAGAAAAACUGGUUCCAUGUACUGUGAACUUGAAAACAUGCAGACUCAGGGGGGGUCCCUGAUGCAGUGCUUCAGAUGAAGAAUGUGGACUUGAAAAUACAGACUGGGCUAGUCCAGUGUCUAUAUUUAAACUUGUUCUUUUCUUUUAAUAAAGUUUAGGUAACAUCUCCUGAAAAGCUUGUAGCACAAAGGCUCAGCUGGGGAUGGUGUUUGACUUCGGAGGAAAAAAGUUGCUAUUGCCCGUUAAAGGCACUAGAGUUAGUGUUUUAUCCCUAAAUAAUUUCAAUUUUUAAAAACAUGCAGCUUCCCUCCCCCCCCCUUUUUUAUUUUUGAAAGAAUACAUUUGGUCAUAAAGUGAAACCCGUAUUAGCAAGUACGUGGCAAUGUUCAUUCCAGUCAGAUGCAGCUUUCUCCUCCGUCCGGUCUCCUGUUUGCAAUCGCUUCCCUCGUCUCAGCAGGGAAGGUGUCAAGUGGGAGGACUGAGGUGUGUGGGGCUUUGCCGUCGGACAAAGAACGAGGUUAGAAGCCCGCAGCUUGGAGUCUCUAGGUUUUCAACUCUUUCUUCACAAUUUGAACACUUGACGGUUGUCCCUUUUAAUUUAUUUGAAGUGCUAUUUUUUUAAAUAAAGGUUCAUCUGUCCAUGCAGUCCUCUUGGAUUCUCUGAAUGUAGUAACUAUCAAAAACUGUUCCAGAGGUAGGCAGAAAAUAGGCCGGGGAGCCAAAUGCUCUAGGGAUCGGAAGGUCCUCCCCGUGGUCUCUGUGUGCUUGCUAAAUGGUGUAUCUUUCUUGUUAACCGCAAUAUUAAAACUUGAUCAGCUCAUAAGCUUUCCUCUGUUAGAUCUUUUGGCAGGAAACAACUUCCAGCCCUCUACAUUUCGUGGGUGUGUGCUGGUGUGUGUGUCUGUGUGUGCAUGUGCACACACGCUUUGUCUCACUUCAAUAGAUUGAUCAAG
Molecule: messenger RNA, 4008 nt
Organism: Mirounga angustirostris (Northern elephant seal)
Lineage: Eukaryota; Metazoa; Chordata; Mammalia; Carnivora; Phocidae
Gene: TLK2
Product: tousled like kinase 2
Exons: 23
Coding region: 524-2773 (749 amino acids)
Biological process (GO): intracellular signal transduction; peptidyl-serine phosphorylation; chromosome segregation
Cellular component (GO): perinuclear region of cytoplasm; nucleus
Molecular function (GO): protein serine/threonine kinase activity; ATP binding
Source: RefSeq, a predicted model, not a curated record